Messenger RNA from Notechis scutatus (mainland tiger snake), 957 nucleotides. Lineage: Eukaryota; Metazoa; Chordata; Lepidosauria; Squamata; Elapidae. The record is from RefSeq and is a predicted model, not a curated record.
AUGCAAUUGCGACUGGUUUCUUGGUUCUUUAUCACUUGGAACUUAAUGGAAUACGUUGGCGGCCAGGAGCACCCUUCCAGAGUCCGACGACAGGGAAGAAUGCAUCGCAAUAUGAGCCAAGCUUGUCAAGGAGGAUGUGCAACAUGUUCUGAAUAUAAUGGAUGCAUGUCAUGUAAACCUAGACUCUUCUUUUUUCUGAAGAGGAGUCACAUGAAACAGACCGGGAUGUGUUUUUCAUCCUGUCCUCCUGGGUAUUUUGGACAACGAUCCCCAGAACGAAAUGAGUGUAUGAAAUGUAAAGCUGAUUGUGAAGCCUGCUUUAAUCAAAAUUUCUGUACGAAAUGUAAAAAUGGAUUUUACUUACAUCUUGGAAAGUGUCUUGAAAACUGCCCUGACUGGCUGGAACCGAACAAUCACACUAUGGAAUGCAAUGAUAUUGUUCACUGUAAAAUUAAUGAAUGGAGCCAGUGGAGUCCUUGCACAAAGAAUGGAAAAGCAUGUGGUUUCAAAAGGGGAAAUGAAACAAGGGUCAGAGAAAUCCUACAGCUUCCUUCAACAAAGGGCAAAUUAUGCCCACAUACAAGUGAAACAAGAACAUGUGUUGUACAAAAAAAGAAUUGCCAGAAAGGAGGAAAAGGGAAGAAAAGAAAAAGGGACAGACGAAAAAAACCAAAGAGAGAAGAAAGCAAAGAAACCAGUCAGGAAAACAGAGACCAAGAAUCCAGAAGGCAGGGCAGAGAUCCAGAGAGAAAAAACAAAAUGCAACCGAAGAAGAAAAAAGGCCAGAAUAAACAGCAGAAACUAGUUGCCAUCAGCACUGCACACUAACCGCCUUACACCACUGUUUAAGACUAUUGCUGCUGCUAUCACCACCAGACCUCCAGGGUCAGUGUUCCCCAAUUAUCACCAAUAGACAAUAUUACAAGCUAUACUUAGACAACAUUCCAAUACUUACUA